Messenger RNA from Talpa occidentalis (Iberian mole), 3943 nucleotides. RefSeq names its product NFKB activating protein like (gene NKAPL). The record is from RefSeq and is a predicted model, not a curated record. Bases 89 to 1312 code for a protein of 407 amino acids. Gene Ontology annotation, biological process: regulation of gene expression. Gene Ontology annotation, cellular component: nucleus. Lineage: Eukaryota; Metazoa; Chordata; Mammalia; Eulipotyphla; Talpidae. Gene Ontology annotation, molecular function: chromatin binding. The transcript has a single exon.
GCCUGCGCCGGAGGCGUUCGGGCGUCCCUCCGGUCUCUGUAGUAACCGCUGGGCGUUGGCCAUUCGGCGGGCUGUGAAAGCGCAGUUCAUGGCGCCAGUGUCCAGGCCCCGUUAUCCCGACGACACCCCGGGCUCUUGGAGACGCCAACACAGCUCGUCGAGGAGCCCGCCGUUCCCGCAGACCAGACGCUCCCCUUGGGACGGCCGUUCCCGCCCUCACUCCUGCGGCCGCGAGGGCCUCAGGCCGCAGUGGGGUGGGUCGGGCCCCGGCGCCUCUUACCCACUGAGCGGCACGGGGUCUCGAGAGCGGCAGCCUGGACUCCGCAACUAUACUUUCUCGUCCCCAUCGUUCUACUAUGGCGGAUACCGCUACCAUCACCACCACCAUUAUGCGGGCGACCGCCAGUGGGCGGAAGACCGCGAGAAGGAGACGCAGGAGAGCUUUAGGCAGCGGAGGCUGAAAGAAAGAGAAAGAAUUGGGGAGUUGGGGGCUCCUGAGGUGUGGGGGCUGUCUCCAAAGUUUCCUGAGCCGGACUCUGAUGAGCACACCCCAGUUGAGGAUGAAGAGGCAAGGACUCAAAAGAGCAGCAGUUCAGAUUCCAGCUCGGAAGGGAAAAGGAAAAAGAAGACCAGACGUUCAAGAAACAAGAAAAAAAGAAAGAGAAAGUCCAAAAGAAAGCAUAGGAAGUACUCGGAUAAUAGUGACAGUAAUUCAGACUCUGACACUGACUCUAGCUCCAGUAAUGAUAAAAAGAGAGCCAAAAAAGCCAAGAAGAAAGAGAAGAAAAGGAAACACAGAGCCAAAAAACCCAAGAAAAAGAAGAGUAAGAAAACAAGAAAAGAAUCCAGUGACUCGAGCAAUAAGGAUUCAGACGGGGAGUUGCCAGAAGAUAACUGGAUUAAGCAGCCUAAGAUUGCAGAUGCCACGGAUCUUAUAGGUCCAGAAGCGCCUGUGACACACACCUCCCAAGAUGAGAAACCUUUGAACUAUGGCCAUGCUCUGCUCCCAGGAGAAGGUGCAGCUAUGGCUGAGUAUGUCAAAGCCGGGAAGCGUAUCCCACGCCGAGGGGAGAUCGGGCUCACGAGUGAAGAGAUUGCUUCAUUUGAAUGUUCAGGUUAUGUUAUGAGUGGUAGCAGGCAUCGCAGAAUGGAGGCUGUUCGACUGCGUAAAGAGAACCAGAUCUACAGUGCUGAUGAGAAGAGAGCCCUUGCAUCCUUUAACCAAGAAGAACGACGGAAGAGAGAGAAUAAGAUCCUAGCCAGUUUCCGAGAGAUGGUAUACAGAAAGACAAAAGGGAAAGAUGACAAAUAAGCGUUUUCAUAUUACAGCCUGCCUUUAAACAAUUUUUCUAUCCCCAAAAUAGUAUUUAAAAGGCUGUGUGGUCUGUUGUACCUACUUAUGUUAAUAAUAAGUCCCUCAAGAAAAAAUUGCAUUUUGAGAUCUCUUUAGAAAGCUUUUUGGUUAUUUUUAACUAAAAGUAUAUGCACAUGGUUUUCAGAACUAUCUAUGGGAGAAUCAGUAAUCUUUUAACACAGUCUCUGAUUCUUCUCUCCCAAGAAAUCUCUUUUUGCUGUCUUCUAUAUCCAUCAUAAGUUUUUAGUAUAUUGCAGGAUAAUGAUAGGCGCUGUCAUCCCCAAGUGUUUUUUGUUUUGUUUUGUUUUUAAUUCCUCUUGCCCUGACUCUUCUCUUUGGCCUUAUGAAGCCAUUCAUUUGCCUCAGGGAGGACUCAAGAACUUCAGAAAGAGCAAAGGAUUUAACUGAAUAUAUGCUUCUGGAAUUAACCUGAGGAGUAAAGACGGUUUAGCGGAUAUAACUAAGAAGUCCAGCAGGCGGACAGGUUUGCUGCCCAGCUUUAAUAGGACUAUGGCUUCUUUUUCACCUUCAGCUUCCUCUUCAGGCUGGUUUCCCUUAAAUAACAAGAGGGCUGCCAAAGCUCCUGAGUUAGAUUUUAUAUUUCCUGGUCCACUGCUGAAAAGAGAAAGAAUAUUACUGUCUUCAGAGUCCAGAUAAUCCUGAGAGUCUGCCUAAUUUGGAUUAGUUCUGGUCACAUGGCUACCCACAGUAUGCUGUUGCCAGGGAAACAAUCACUUAGACCAAACCUGGUCUGUUUAUGGUCUACAUGGGGAAGGAGAGGAUACCUGAAUGAAAAGCAGGGUAAUGUCAUUACCAACAAAUGCCAUGACAGUUUGGAAUAAUUUUUUAAAAGCAGUAAAGUAUGUGUGCCAGAAGCCAAACAUUGAAAAAAGGUUUGGCCUUGACUAUUAGAGGUCAAGUACCUGAUUGAAAGGAAUAUGGGGUUUCUCCAUAGAAAUAGGAAAAGGUGGAGAUCUGGGGUGCCUGAGUCUUCCAAAGAGUAGAUUAGGUGCCACAAUAGACUAGGAGGAGAAAUGAAAAGGUAGAGGGGGAAACAGUUGGCAGAGCUCUGGAGAAAGAUCAUAUUAGGAGGAGACAUAUGGUCAAGAGAGUUAGCAUUGAGACUGGCUAAUCCUAUGCUGGGAAAACUAGAAUGUACUCUAUUCAUGAUCUGUUGUCACUGGGUGACAGCUGCCUGAACCCUGAGACUUCAUAACAAUAAACAAUCUCAUUUGGGUAAGCCCCUUUGCAAAGCUCAAGAUCCUGGUAAGCCCCACAGAGCCAAAGGUGAGGGGGUGGGAUUCUAGAAUCUGGCAGGACAGUGUUAUGUAAAAGGGGGCUUCACCUCAACAUGAGGCUUAAUAGCCCAAUACAUUGGACCACACUAGCUUGAGAUUUUCAACAAAGGUUGGAAACUCUGGUGGAAGCCACCUUGUUACAAAUACCUUAUCCAUGUUUAGAAACAAUACCACACAGUACACAAAUAUCUAUACCUUGCUUUUUCACUUAACAAUACAUCUUGGAGAUGUUUUUUAUCAGUACAUAUGAAAGUACCUUGUUCUUUCAAGUGAUCUCACAGAGUUCUAGUGUGUGGAAGUACCAUAUUUUAUUGAAUAUUUAAGAUGUUUAUUUUGUUAUUACACAAUACUGUAGUGAAAAACCUGUGUAUUAUCUAUAUCAUAUGUAGAAAUACUAUUACUGGGUCAAAAAAGGAUCCUUUGGAACAUGUAAAAAUGGUCACCUGGUAGUGGAAUUAUUGGAUCAAAGGGAAAAAAUUUUCUAGGUAGUUUCUUGGUGCUAAGUAUAGAGUUCUGUAUUAGGGGGAAGCCAAGGAGCAAGUUAGAUUUGAUAUCUGUCAUCGGAUAUUUUACUUUCUAAGGAGACACAGACUUUAAAAAGUUAACAGAUACAUAUAUAAUUUACUAACAUGCUGGGAAGGAAAUAAGAGGCUGGAGACAGUAAUGGGGGAUGUUUUUGAUAGAGUGGUGAGGGCAAGUCUAAGAAUGUCAUAUUUAAACUAUGCCCCCUGACAUUUUAACGAUAUUGCAACAUUGCCUUCCAAAUCAGAUGUACCAGUUUCCAUGCCCUCUUAUAUCACCACCAGUAUUGUACUUCUAAACCUUUUGAUCUUUGCAAAUCCUCUAGGUGAAAAUGGCAAUUAAAAAAUGUUCAUUUCUAUAAGAGUAAAGUUGAGCAUGUUUUCAAAUAUGAGUCUCGCAUUUUUAAAAAAGAUUUAUUUAUUUAUUUUAUACAAGAACCAGGGUGCAAGCCAGAUGUGCGGGAGGGUGAGAGAGGAUUCACCAGAGAGAGCGGGAAAUAGAACAGGCAGACUGACGAAAUAUAUUGCUGAGGGGAGCAGCAGGUGAGACAGGAGGGGUCUGCCCCGCCAUGUGGGGCCCUCGCCGGCAGGCCAGGAUCCAACCGGCACUGCAGAGGCUGCGGACAGUUUCAUAGCGCUGUGUUCAACUGCCUGCGCCACCAGAGGAGGCCCAGAGUCUUGCAUUUUUUUCUGGUGAAUUACCCACAUUAUAACCUUUGUCCAUUUUUGUUGGCCCUUUUCUCAUUGCUCAUAAGCAUUCUUCAAAUAAU